CUGACACCUCCCUCCCAGCACAAAGGUCCCAAACAAACGUCUGAGUGUGGGGAAGACACUAGGCCUCCUUUCUCCCGGACCAGCAGCCCCUGAGCAUUCCCUACCCUAGCAGCCCUGCCCUGGGGGUAAAUGAGCUCUUUGUAUUGGAACGGAUUGUGGAAUGGAGUUUGGGGGAGCCCCACAGUAACCUGUAUGGUUUAACUGUCCAACUUCCUGGUUAUCAAACUAUAAUGGCAGCCACCUUCCUCCAAUGAGAGGCCAUCAGAGUGCCAGUGACAUCACUGAGUCUGUCAGGAACAGGAUAAGAAAUGGCUGAGGGACAGAGCGAGGUGGAACAGGCCAUCGUGACCAUAGUUGCCUCCUUCUAUAAACACGCGGGGGAAGAGGGCAAAGGAGAGACACUCACCUCCGAGGAGUUCAACAAACUGUUAAAUGAGGAGCUUCCUCAACUCUCACAGGAUGUGCCCCUAGAGGACAGGCUGAAGGAGCUGGACAUUAACAAGGACAACGAGCUGAAUUUUGCAGAGUACUGGAAGCUGAUUGGAGAACUGGCCAAGGCAAAACAGAAAGAGCUGAAAGACAAGAAGAAGAAAUGAGCUGGUUCCAGAGAGAGAGGAGACUGGGCCGGGGGGGUGGGGGGUAAAUAAGUGACUGUUCUAUUGAAUAAAAACAAAGCAAAACGA
This is a messenger RNA of Xenopus tropicalis (tropical clawed frog), 683 nucleotides long. It is a transcript of the gene s100a13, whose product is annotated as S100 calcium binding protein A13. The record is from RefSeq and is a predicted model, not a curated record. Lineage: Eukaryota; Metazoa; Chordata; Amphibia; Anura; Pipidae. Bases 309 to 596 code for a protein of 95 amino acids. Gene Ontology annotation, molecular function: calcium ion binding; transition metal ion binding. The transcript is spliced from 3 exons.